CCCGCGCCAACCGCCACCCUCCCACACGUGCAUACCGCUUCUCACGACCAACGACUUGAUUUGUCACGGCCCACACAUAAAGAAACGCCAAAGAAAACGCGAUCAGAGGCGCGACAGCCACUCCCUUUGUCCCCAACACUUUCCUCACGUCCGAAUCUGCUCGACCGCUCUCUCCACCCACGCACACCCUCACAAUGUCUGUCGACUUCUCCAACGAGUCGCCACUGGCCAUACAGCUGCAGCAUGUCGUGCAGCCCAAGCUGGCCGAGUUUGGGUGGACGACGGGCGGCGACGACACGACGCUGUUCGAGUACAUUCUGCUGAUGCUGGCCAACGAUAAGAACGAGUCACAAGUCGCGUCAGAACUUUCGAACGAUCUGCUCGACUUGGGGCCGGAGAACACAGAGACACAGCAAUUCGCGCAGUGGCUGUUCGAGACGAUUGAGCAGCUGAAGAGACAACUUGCUGGAGGCGACGCGCAAACCGUGUCCGCAAACGACAACCAAAUGGAUGGCGGUUUCAAUGAUGCAUCUGCGCAAGACACCGAGAUGGAGGGCAUAGAUUCAGCACAGGGCACAAUCAGUCCCACGGGUCCCAAGGCCAUGCGCAAUGGCAGCGGCCCCCAGCCAACACGUCCAGCACGUGGCGGCGGACGCAUGCUUAACCAACUGAACAAGUCAAUGAACCGCAACGACGACUCGGCCCUGCAUCGCGUUAGAGGCGCAGGCCAGGGUGCUGGGCGGAUAAAUUCACACGCUCGUGAGGCGCCAAAAGGCCCGCGGGGUCAGAACAUUGGUCGCGGCAUCGAAGCCAUGGCGAACGGACGUGGCAUGGGCAACGUCGGCAACAUCAACAUGGGUCCUGGCAACAUGAACGGGAUGCCGGGCAUGAACAUGGGCGGAAUGCCUGGCAUGUCAAUGCCACCAAUGGGCCAACAGAGCAUGCCCGGCAUGCUAAACCCACAACAGCAGAUGGCGCUCAUGCAAAUGUACGAGCAGCAGGCACAGAUGAUGCAGCAGAUCUUCUCCGGCGGCGCCCCAACAGCAUUCGUCAACCCCAACUUCAACAACGGCAACCGCAACGGGAAUAAGAAGCCCCUACACCAGCGUAUGGACCGGCCACAGCACGGCAACAAGGGCAUGCACCCGUCUGCGAAGUUCCCGAAAAAGGAAGGUCAAGACGAGGCUAUGGGCGAGGGCUCAACCGAGAACGGCGACAGUAUGGAAGUUGAGUCGACGCGCUCAGAGCCCUCUUCGACCAUGUGCAAAUUCAACCUGAGGUGUACAAACCCAGACUGCAUCUUUGCCCACCAGUCGCCCGCCGCCGCACCAGGGACGCCUGUCGAUAUGAAAGACCAGUGCGACUUUGGCGCCGCAUGCAAGAACAAGAAGUGCGUCGGCAAGCAUCCAUCGCCCGCACAGCGCCAGAAGUUCCAGUCGGAGCAAGAAUGCGCAUUCUACCCCAACUGCCGCGAUCCCGCCAACUGCCCGUACAAGCACCCUCAAGCGCCACCAUGCCGCAACGGUGGUGAUUGCACAACGGCGGACUGCAAAUUCUGGCACACGAGCGUCAUGUGCAAGUUCAACCCCUGCUUGAACGUGCGCUGUGUGUACAAGCAUGCGCCCGGCCAGAAGAAGAACAGUACCAAUGUUUGGGUUGCGAACAAGGAGGGCGAGGAGAAGGAACAUGUUAGCGAGAGAAAAUUUGUGGAUGAGGAGGAACAGGAGGAGCUAAUCAUCCCGGGACAGAAUCAGAAUGUGGAUGUUGAGAUAUAG
Messenger RNA from Dothidotthia symphoricarpi CBS 119687, 1775 nucleotides. RefSeq lists its product as uncharacterized. Bases 195 to 1775 code for a protein of 526 amino acids. Lineage: Eukaryota; Fungi; Ascomycota; Dothideomycetes; Pleosporales; Dothidotthiaceae. Gene Ontology annotation, biological process: regulation of mRNA stability. Gene Ontology annotation, cellular component: cytoplasm; nucleus. Gene Ontology annotation, molecular function: poly(A) binding. The record is from RefSeq and is a predicted model, not a curated record. The transcript has 2 exons.